ACGUAGCAGUUAAAAAAUUAUAUUUAUCACCUAAUAAUGUUUCUAAAUCUGACAUUGAAACUAUUAUAAAAGAGGUAGAAACACUCAAAAAACUGCAGAAUAGACAUAUUAUUCAAUAUUAUGGAGUUUAUUCCGGUGACCAAGAAAUUCUUAUUAUCAUGGACUAUGCCGAAAAUGGUACUUUAACUAAGUUUAUUAAUGAUAAUAAAGAUAAAGAACACGAUUGA
Molecule: messenger RNA, 227 nt
Organism: Racocetra persica
Lineage: Eukaryota; Fungi; Glomeromycota; Glomeromycetes; Diversisporales; Gigasporaceae
Source: the annotation of a GenBank genome assembly